AUGCUAAAUCGUCGUUAUUAUUUUUUUAAAAAUUAUUAUUUACUCCUUCCCGCUCCUAAGCAAUAAAAAAUUUUGUUGUUAUUUGAAGAGUUAAUUUUUUAAAACAAAACUACUACUAUAAUAAACUGUUCUAUGAAAUUUAAAAAACCCAAACAUUGAAUAGCGAAAAAUAAUUUAAUUUUAGAACGCUAGCUGUUUUUGAAAAUUCAACAGAAAUAGCUAGAAUUUAACUAAUUAGCAUUAUAUUUCAAAUAUUUUUUUCAUAAAAUUUUUUUAUUCACUCAUGAUGGUGGAUUUUAGUCAAAAAUUAAGAUUUUUCCAACGGUUUUGCUCGCUAAUGGGGGGUAAUUAGAAACACUCUUAAUUAUUAGUUAAUAAUGCUCAUAAUAUUAACAUUAAAAGAGUAAAAGCUAGUCACAGAGUAUUCUUAGCAGCAGGCAAAAGAACUCCAUUCGGUUUUUUUGUUGGCACUUUUGCUAAAAUUCCUGCACCUAUCCUCUGUGCGCACUCAAUUCUUGGAGUCUUUUCAAGUACAAAAAUAAAGCCUCAUGAAAUCAGUUCUGCAAUCUAUGGCUGUGGAAUCCAAUCAGGCCUCGGCCACAACCCUACCAAGCAAGCUUUACUAGCCGCAAAUCUGCCUGACGACAUUCCCUGCACCACAAUUAAUCAAGGCCACUGCUCAGGCUCCAAAAGUGUAAUUUUAGCUUACCAAGAAAUCGCGCUAGGGCACUCAGACAUAGUCUUAUGUGGCGGCUAUGACUCAGUCUCCUUAUCUCCUUUUAACAUCAAAAAAGGCCGAAAUCCUACGACAGGUGAUAUUCUUGCUGAAGACUGCUAUAUAAAAGAUGGCCUACACAACCCCUUUUAUAACACCCACGCCGGCAUCAUUUUAGAGCGGACCAAUUUAGAAUUAACCAUCCCAUUAAUAGACCAAGAUAUACAAGCCAAAAAUCAAUACAAAAAGCGAGACAUCGCCUAUGCCAGAAAUUACCAUGAAAAAGAAAUUUUCCCAUUUGGCAAUGAAAAUACAGACGAGCUAUAUGGCAAGGUAACACAAAAGGAUAAUUUUUCCAAGCCGCUUUAUUAUAAACAAGGGACUGUUAAUGCUUACACAGCAGCUACCCCAGGUGAUGGCGCAUGCUCUCUAUUAUUAGUUUCAGAAGAAAAGCUGAAAAGCCUUGAACUUACCCCUAUCGCCGAAAUAGUAAAAACAGCAGAAAUCGCCAUAAGCUCCAAUGCAUUCCCUAAAGCAAAUUCCGAAGUGGCCAAAAAAGUCCUUUACAAGCUAGGAUGGACCUUUCGACAAGUAAACCUAUGGGAAGUAAACGAUUAUUAUUCAGGCUUAGACCUAGCUUUUGCCAAAUAUUCAGGCGUAUUAGAAGAAUUAAUAAAUAUCAAUGGCAGCACUUUAGCAAUUGGAGACCCUAUGGCUGCGUCAAGUGCUCGGCAGGUGCUAAGUUUAAGCUUAGCUUUAAAAGAAAGAAGCCUCAAAAAAGGAGUCGCAGUCUCUUGUGAAAUCACGGGAGGGGCCACCGCUAUUGCGAUACAAGUAGUAGAUUAA
Messenger RNA from Blepharisma stoltei, 1561 nucleotides. The record is from the annotation of a GenBank genome assembly. Lineage: Eukaryota; Ciliophora; Heterotrichea; Heterotrichida; Blepharismidae.